AUGCUCGCCUUUGUUCAGAUUGCCGUCGCCGUGGCCACCUUUAUGCAGGCUGCAAGCGCAUACUCCAGUUACAUGAAGCUUAUUCCCAACGGUCUAAACCUUGGCAAGCCUCUAGGCCACUCGGAAACGAGCUACACGGACUUUGGCACGCUCUUCUCGGAUAAAGGCACCGAAUGGCUCAAGGUAUGCUCGCUGACGUGGCCAGGCGGCUCGGUCACGUGUGGUGAGGCCCUAGGAGACCCAUGUUGCAAGUGGAGCUCCAAUGAACCAGACUACACGCUAACGGAGGUCAACACAGACGGCACAAAGUGCGCAGACGACAGCGCUAGCGCUGCACCCGCCCCCUCGGAGGCUCCGACUGGUGACAUUUAUAAACCAACAGGUCAUACUGCUGCCAAGGACUUGGCAAACGCUACCGCUGCCAUAGAUUCGACAUACAGCGCCGCUUUCACGGAUUUGACAGAUAAUGCCGUAGUCACGGACCCGGUGGAGGACCUCGUUGUUUUGCACCCACUGGACGGCACCAAUGGCGCUUACCCUACGGACGACACUACUGCCACUCACCCGACGAACGACACCACCGCCACUUACGAGACGGGGCGGCGCUGCCGCCACUGA
Molecule: messenger RNA, 618 nt
Organism: Peronospora belbahrii
Lineage: Eukaryota; Oomycota; Peronosporomycetes; Peronosporales; Peronosporaceae
Source: the annotation of a GenBank genome assembly